Molecule: messenger RNA, 531 nt
Organism: Girardinichthys multiradiatus
Lineage: Eukaryota; Metazoa; Chordata; Actinopteri; Cyprinodontiformes; Goodeidae
Gene: ndufb2
Product: NADH:ubiquinone oxidoreductase subunit B2
Exons: 4
Coding region: 138-437 (99 amino acids)
Cellular component (GO): mitochondrial inner membrane
Source: RefSeq, a predicted model, not a curated record
AUGACGUCAGUUCCUGUCCCAUCGGGAGCUGACGUUGCUCCGAGGUCGUUUGUUGACCAGAAGAGGGAAGGUGACUUCGGUAGCAUUUUGUCCAACUCUAACCCCUUACUGAACGGGUUCUUGGUAAAUUAUCGACCAUGUCUUCCUUUGGAAGGGCGUUAGGAGUCAUCCGGACCGGAACUCGGCUGCUCAGGAGCGGUCCAGGAAGGAUAACAAGCAGAAAAGCCAGCGGUGGACCGCACAUCGAGCCGCAGUACAGACAGUAUCCCCAGCUAACCAAGAAACAGAAGUUCGAGUCCGAACUAAUCAGUGGGGCCAUGUGGUUCUGGAUCCUCUGGCACUGCUGGCAUGAUCCAGAUGCAGUCCUGGGUCAUUUCCCCUGGCCGGAUGCCUCUGCAUGGACCGAUGAGCAACUCGGCAUCCCACCAGAUGACUAAGAUGACCACAACAAACUGAAGCUGUUUUGCAUCUUCCAGAUGUUCUGAAGUCAUCGUCGUGUACAUAGCUCAAUAAAGUUAUCUUUAAGUUAAA